Molecule: messenger RNA, 2597 nt
Organism: Micropterus salmoides (largemouth bass)
Lineage: Eukaryota; Metazoa; Chordata; Actinopteri; Centrarchiformes; Centrarchidae
Product: grainyhead-like protein 2 homolog
Exons: 15
Coding region: 1-1908 (635 amino acids)
Biological process (GO): regulation of transcription by RNA polymerase II; neural tube development; brain development
Cellular component (GO): nucleus
Molecular function (GO): DNA-binding transcription activator activity, RNA polymerase II-specific; RNA polymerase II cis-regulatory region sequence-specific DNA binding
Source: RefSeq, a predicted model, not a curated record
AUGGACCUGGACAGUAAGCGGCUGGUGGUGGUGGUACCAAAUGAAGUGCUGGUGCCCUCUCGCAGAGUGUUCAGCAGCGAGGAUGAGGCGUGGAGGAACUACCUGGAGAACCCACUGACUGCUGCCACUAAGGCCAUGAUGAGCAUCAAUGGAGAUGAGGACAGUGCAGCAGCACUGGGGAUGCUGUAUGACUACUACAAGGUUCCCAGAGAGAGGAGACGUGCCUCUAGUGGUGUUAAACCCACAGAGCCCUCUGCUACUGGGCCAGAUAACUGCGGGAGCUUGGAGAUACUAGAUCACCACCUUCAGGCUCUCAGAUCCAUGCCUGUCAACCUCUCCUUACAGAACAGCACCCUUACAGAAGAUCAGGGCUCCAAGUAUGGAGCUAACUGCCUUGCAGGAGAUACCAGAGGAGGAAAUGGUAAAGGUGGAGAUGGGGCGGCUCUGGCUCUGGUCAAGACAGAGGGCCAGACUUCUAUGGGAGUGCCCUGUUCUGGAGGUUCCCAUCGUGAAGAACCCAGAGAGCAGAUAAGGAUGGUCUAUGAGCAAAGCCACUACGAUUUGCCCCUCGAUGGGUAUUUGAAAGAUGAACGGAGAAGCACUCCAGACAGCACAUAUGAGGAUGCUGUGGAAGGAGAGACAUACCACAGAAGUCCCUCCUCAGGAGUUGAUGAAUUUCACUACAGUCUACCAGUUUUCCAGUACUAUAUGGAGGCCAGCAUGUCGCUGCGGCCGCGGCAGGUAGAAGGACCCAUGGCUUACCUGAACCGGGGCCAGUUCUACGCUCUGACACUGUUGAAGACCAGCCUCAGAUCGUCCCUACGUCAGCCCAGAGGCAAAGUGCGGGUGAGUGGACUGACGCCAUCACACGGGCCUGCUGGGGGCCCAUCCAAUAGUGAGCAAUGCACCAUGGGAGGCUCUGAUCUGCAGCGGGACAGUAUUGUACAGAGUGUUAUCAUGGUUGUCUUUGGGGAAGACAAGUGCAGAGACGAGCAGCUGAAGAAUUGGAAAUACUGGCACUCCCGCCAGCACACUGCCAAACAGAGAGUCCUGGACAUUGCCGACUACAAGGAGAGCUUCAGCACUAUCGGCAAUGUGGAGGAAAUCGCCUACAAUGCUGUCUCUUUCACAUGGGAUGUCAAUGAUGAAGCCAAGAUCUUUAUCUCUGUGAACUGUCUGAGCACAGACUUCUCCUCACAGAAGGGCGUGAAGGGGAUGCCUCUGAUAAUCCAGAUCGACACCUACAGCUACAACAGCUGCAGCAGCAGACCCAUUCACAGGGCCUUCGCUCAGAUCAAGGUCUUCUGCGACAAGGGCGCUGAGAGGAAGCUUCGUGAUGAGGAGAAGAAGCAGCUCAGGAAGAGGAUGAAAGAGAAAAAUGGCAGCUCGGGGCCGACCUCUCUCAUUAAGAGGGCUGAUAACACGCUGUUCAAAACCAUGAUGGACCUGGACUCCCAGCCUGUCCUCUUCAUUCCUGACGUUCACUUUGGAAACCUGCAGAGAGCGGGGCAGGUUUUUGCUUUCAACACUGAGGAGGUCAACAGAGAUGGGAGUGUUCUGGUGAAAAGGAUGUCAUGUGCUGCUGAGGAAGAUCUCUGUCCACCUGAGUCCAAAAAGUCUAAAGAGGAACAGGAAAGAAAAGUUCUGCUGUACGUAAGGAAGGAGUGUGAUGAAGUGUUUGAUGCCUUAAUGCUUCGCACCCCAACCCUCAAAGCAUUGAUGGAGGCAAUCUCAGAGAAAUAUGCAGUACCUGUUGACAAGAUGGCCAAAGUUUACCAAAAAAGCAAAAAAGGGGUCCUGGUGAACAUGGAUGACAACAUCAUCCAGCACUACUGCAACGAGGACACCUUCAUCCUGGGUAUCGAGAGCUCAGCAGGCUCCUUGCGAGUCACUCUGUCAGAGAUCUGAUGGUUGCUAGCCACAUGCCUGUUUUCAUCAGUCAUCAUAUUGUCAGACAGAGGUGACGAUUGGUGGGGGGGGAAGCCAUGCCAUGUGUAAUAAUUGUGAACGUCGCUAGCAGUAUUUGAUGACCACGCCAAAAUGUGUUCGUUGAGGAAGGCCCCAUAGGAGUGUCAGUGGGGUGUGUUGCCUUACAUGGAUCAUCUGAACUCCAUCCAGCAGGCAAAAUCCACAUACGCCUCAUCUUUCUUGGUUGUCUGUUUUGUUGUUUGUUAUUGAUUGGUCAUAUAUUUUACUGCGUACUAAAUGAUUCCAGUGGGUGCCAGUGAAAUGAAACAGUUUUCCCAGGUUGUGAUUUACAUGCUGGUGUCUCAGGAUCUAAAAUUAUACGUUAUGGAACGAGACAGCAGGUCUCCAGGAUGCUGUUAAACGGUUUGCUUCUUCUGUGCAUGUGUUUAUUGCCUUUCCUCUCACUGAAGAGACUGUAGUCAUUAGUAUUUAUGACAUUAGUUAGGGACUUACGAGGCCUAACUGGUCCAUCCAUUAACACAAUCCUUUCUGAGGCUACUGCUAAUCGCUCUGUUCCCACUCACUGCCUGUUACACCUGAUUCGCUGACAGCUUCUGUAUAGUUCAUUAGCUUCAUGCGUCAUAAUGUAUAGUCUUUUAAAUGAGUCAAUAAAUAUAGUUUUAUAUGCA